Lates calcarifer (barramundi perch) is the source of this 5861-nucleotide messenger RNA. It is a transcript of the gene tmem63ba, whose product is annotated as transmembrane protein 63Ba. The record is from RefSeq and is a predicted model, not a curated record. NCBI's taxonomy places the organism in Eukaryota, Metazoa, Chordata, Actinopteri, Centropomidae. Bases 335 to 2851 code for a protein of 838 amino acids. Gene Ontology annotation, molecular function: nucleic acid binding; calcium-activated cation channel activity. The transcript is spliced from 24 exons. Gene Ontology annotation, cellular component: plasma membrane.
GCCUGCAGUUGGACUGGUUGGGUUAGCGAGAGUUGUUCAACCGGCUGAUAGACGCAACCGCAGCAGCGGAGACUUGUCAGUACCAACAGACCACUUGACUGAGUAGCUCCACCUGGUUAGAUUUAGUGUUGUGUCCGGGGGGAAUCAACUAAACCUAAUUUAAUGCGGGAAUUAGCCGCUAGUCGUUAGACAGCCUCCACCUGUUAUUUGCUACAUCGAGCCAAGUUAGCUAACGUCAACGUUACGACUGACUGCUAGCUCACAUUAGCUAAUUGUGACAGUUUCUGCUCCCGCUGCGUAUUAUUGCAAGGUUGUCAGCAUGCUGCAGUGAGGGAUGCACCGAGUGUUGAUAUUGAUAAUGCUCGUGGGGGCGGCGCAAGGAUGCUCCGAUUCAGAGAGCUGCCCGUCGGCCGCACCCAAUACCACCAAAGACUACUGUUACUCUGCCCGAAUUCGCAGUACAGUACUCCAGGGCUUGCCUUUUGGCGGGGUACCAACUGUCCUUGCCCUUGAUUUUAUGUGCUUCUUGGGCCUGCUGUUUGUGUUCUCCCUCUUGAGAAAAGUAGCAUGGGACUACGGGCGCUUGGCUCUCGUGACCGAUGCAGACAGACGAAUGGAUCAGCGAUACAGUCGCCUGGAUGAUCGGGAAUACGUGGCCUCUGCCAUGACAUCAGACACACCUGAACGCUAUGAACGCCUCACCUCAGUUUCCAGCUCUGUGGACAUUGAUCAGAGAGACACAGGUUUCUGCUCCUGGCUAACUGCUAUCUUCCGCAUCAAGGAUGAAGAGAUAAGGGAGAAGUGUGGUGAGGAUGCAGUGCAUUACUUGUCCUUUCAGCGGCACAUCAUUGGCCUGCUGGUAGUGGUAGGCGUCCUCUCUGUGGGCAUCAUCUUGCCUGUUAACUUCUCUGGAAACCUACUUGAAAACAAUGCCUAUAGUUUUGGGCGAACCACCAUAGCAAAUUUGGAUUCUGAUAAUGCACUACUGUGGUUGCACACAACCUUUGCAUUUCUCUACCUGUUACUGACGGUGUACAGCAUGAGACGGCACACCUCAAAGAUGCACUACAAGGAGGAUGACCUGGUAAAACGUACUUUAUUUGUCAAUGGAAUCUCCAAAUAUGCGGAGGAGAGUGAGAUAAAGCAACACUUUGAGCUUGCAUAUGAAAACUGUGCUGUACUGGAAGCUCGAAUCUGUUACGAUGUGGCCAGGCUGAUGUAUCUUAACUCUGAAAGGAAGAAGGCAGAGCGCAGCAAGAAAUUCUUCCUUGACCUGCAGGCCAAGGAGCAUGUUGACACUAUGAUCAACCCAAAGCCCUGUGGACACCUUUGCUGUUGCAUCAUCAAAGGCUGUGAGCAGGAAGAGGCAGUGAGUUACUACACCAAGCUGGAAGGGCAACUAAAAGAGGACUACAGGAAGGAGAGAGAGAAGGUCAACAGGAAACCCUUAGGAAUGGCCUUUGUUACCUUUCAGAAUGAGUCCAUAACUGCCAUAAUUUUGAAGGACUUUAAUGCUUGCAAGUGUCAGGGCUGUCACUGUCGCCGGGAGCCCAAGAGCUCUCAGUUCAGUACCAAGCUGCACACACACAACUGGACUGUCACCUACGCCCCUGAUCCACAAAAUGUCUACUGGGAGCAUCUGUCAGUGGGAGGAUUCUCCUGGUGGAUCCGCUGCUUUAUCAUCAACUGUGUCCUCUUCCUCCUCCUGUUCUUCCUCACCACCCCGGCCAUCAUCAUCUCCACCAUGGACAAGUUCAAUGUUACCAAACCAGUGGAAUACUUAAAUAAUCCAAUCAUCACUCAGUUCUUCCCCACCCUCCUUCUGUGGUCCUUCUCCGCCUUACUUCCUACCAUUGUCUACUACUCUGCCUUCUUCGAAGCCCACUGGACCCGCUCAGGAGAGAACAGGACCACAAUGCAUAAAUGCUACACUUUCUUGAUCUUCAUGGUCCUGUUGCUGCCCUCCCUAGGACUUAGCAGUUUGGAUGUUUUCUUCCGCUGGCUUUUUGACAAAAGAUUCUUGGCAGAUGCUAAAGUGAGAUUUGAGUGUGUGUUCCUUCCUGACAAUGGAGCCUUCUUUGUGAACUAUGUCAUUGCAUCUGCAUUCAUUGGAAAUGCCAUGGACCUGCUGAGGAUCCCCGGUCUACUUAUGUACAUGAUCCGUCUCUGCCUAGCUCGCUCUGCAGCCGAGCGGAGGAAUGUCAAAAGGCACCAAGCAUACGAGUUCCAGUUUGGGGCAGCUUAUGCCUGGAUGAUGUGUGUCUUCACUGUGGUUAUGACCUACAGCAUCACCUGCCCAAUCAUUGUCCCUUUUGGGCUGAUGUACAUGCUGCUGAAACACCUAGCAGACAGGUACAACAUGUACUACGCCUAUCUGCCAUCCAAACUGGACAAAAAGAUCCAUUCUGGAGCUGUCAACCAAGUGGUGGCCGCUCCCAUUCUGUGUCUCUUUUGGCUUCUGUUCUUCUCCACUGUUCGCUCGGGGUUUUCAGCUGCAACAUCCAUGUUCACAUUCAUAGUUUUGAUCAUCACAAUUAUUGUCUGCCUCUCUCACGUCUGCUUUGGACAUUUUAAAUAUCUGAGUGCUCACAACUACAAGAUUGACACCCAGGAGAUUGAUGGAUUGGAGAAUGGACGUCCCGUGUGCACUUCUGCCGCCAACAAGGCAGCGCAAAUGUACAUUGCUCAGGUACUUCAAGACCCAAAUUCAGAGGAGGCUGGGUCAGGCAGUGGUGAGGACGACGGCCAGGGGUCCUCGCAGGACGAGGAAAUAAUCAAUGUGGAAAAUGGCCUGAAUGCGGACUUCCAGUCGGGUGAGGACAGCCUCAUUGAUAAUGAAGUGCGGCACUGAUGCUGCCUGGAGCAGAAAAAGAAUCCCCUAAGUUACCUUGAGGAGUGCACUGAACAUGUGAAUUAAACUAGGAACUGGACCAACAGUUCUCCAAAGCAUCUCAACCUCCACUGAGGUACUUCACACUAAUGUAAGCACACUGUCUACUAAGGAUUAAAUGGAUUGUCGCUCAAGGACUUUUCCUUCACUGGGUCUCACUAAACCACAUCUGUGUACCUGCAGAGGGAAUGUACAACAAUGCAAGGGCAGCAACAUCUUUCUGUCCCAAUGUAGCUGAGGCACACCCUAAAACACUGCACAUGGACCCAUGAAAGAAAGACACUAAUGCACAAAUGAAGAAUUUUUGCCUUGUCUUGUAAGGGUAGGGAUAUUCUGUCUGUAUUUCCUUAAAAUUAUUGCACUUCAAAGAGAGGAUCUGUCCUUUGAGCUCGAAUUUCACUAAGGUACUGUAGUACAGCAUGCCUUCAAUUUCAAAGGGUGGAGGGAUUUUCCCAUAAUCCUUUGCCAAUAUCUCCAGUUCAUACUAGAUGCUUCCCCUGAAUAAACAGCUUAUAAGAAAGGAGAGCAAAAGAGGAGUUUUCCACACCAGCAGAUAGCUUGUUCUGGGUAGAUCUGGUGGUCUGAAAUCAGUUCUUCCAAUUCCAUAAAAGCCUUCCAAAAAAAGAAACAAAAAAACAAAAAAGAAAAAAACAUUGCUACUAACACUCCUGGAUGCUUUGACACUGUACAGCUACAAAACUCUGGAUUUGUUAAAUAACCAGUUUUGAGGUGGUAUUUAUUUGUAGGCAUGGAAUUGAAAAUGCUAUCAAGCUCGAUACAACCUUAAACUGAGGAAGAAGAGAAUUCAUAUUUUGGCACACUACACUGAUGAUGGUUGUUUUGGUGUUUAGUCCCUGAGCCUUUGUCGGUACUGCUGUCGGACGGCUGCUACUGAUGCUGCCCCCAGUAGGGGACAAUCCUUGCACAGCUGCUGCAGGAAGACUGGAGGCCAAGAGCCUCCUGAUCCUUUUGUGUUGCUCAGAGGAUGGAGAGAAAGGUCUUUGGGGGUUUUUCUGGGUCAGUUUCAGAUGAUACUCAUUGUGACCAGUUCUUUUUAUGUUGUUUUCAUUGUUAUCUUUUUUCCUCCAUAUGUUUACGUAUGUACAUAGAGAUUUUCAAAUUAGCAUUCAGUUUAGAUGACUACUGAUAGUUUUUCAAAUGAGGUAAUCCAUAUCUUACCACUCAGCCCUCUGUCAGGUCCUCUUCAGUGUUUUCUGUAGAUACUUCAUCAUGUAGGUAGCAUAUUUUAAGUUCCACUUGUCAUUGAGCAUUGUUACAGUUUGCCAGUACUCAAUGCCAAGUUUUAGAUUGUAGAACCCAAAUUGUGCAAUUUUGGUGAUAACAUAUCAAAUCUUGGGCUAGGCCACACAAGAGAGUUUAGCAGUUACACCAAUGGAUGGAAGUCCAGUUUUAUUUAUAGUCACACUAAUUUUCAAACUUUAACUUUAUGCUUUUGAAUACAGCCCUCACUCCCAACCACCUAUUGAUAACAGAAUGGAAAAUAUAUUCAUUAUGUUGCUUUGUAAGUUGUUAUGAAGUAAUUUCACACACACACACACACACACACACACACGUGUACAUUCCAUUUGCAGAUCUAGUUACCGGCUUUGUAAGGUCUCUGGCAGAGCAAUAGUGAUGCACUACAACUCCACACUUGAUCACAGAACAGGCGGAUCAAGUUAACAUUCACUUGAUCUGUCUCUAUGUGAAGCAGUUUCUUUUCAGGUUCAGGAACAUUCAGACAAAAACUUUAACAAGACAAACACAAAGAAACAAAUUCUUAUGUGAAAUGCAGUGCCCGUGCAGUUAUGACCACACUCAGGAUUUACAAAGCCACCUUUUUUUUCUUUACACUACAUGCUGCCCCAGUAAACAUAAAGACAAUUGUUGGUAAACUAAGCCAAGGUGCUGCAGACAAGGUACCACAACAGUCUGUCACUAUGGACCAAUUAUUAUUAUUGUUGGACCACAAUAUGAAAAAUGUAUUAGCUGCUCAGAGAACCAUUGUGGGAAAUGUGCACUAAUCUUACUUUCACUUAUAUGAUUGACAGAGAAGGGCAUGCCCCGUAUGGGUAUGAUGACGACAAUGGUGAACCUAAACUGUUUCCAUAAUUUGUCCAUGGGUAUAUUAUUAUGGUAAUAACACGAGAAUUGUUUGAUGCCAUGAGUCUGGUGCUCUUCUAGUCAUGAUAAGGUGAUUUUUAUUUUUUUAUACCUCUUCAUUUUUAUACCUCUGAGAUGUCUUGAAAUCUCUGAAUGUGUCCUGUCAGAAUAACACACACUGUCCAGCUCUGAGGGAGAUAACUUAAUGAAUCUCAUCUUGUCUAACAACUUCAGUUUUUAAUCACUGAAUGUAGGUUUAUUUCCACAACCUUUGGUAAGCUGAAAGGGGCUAAAGUAAUAGUGUGACUGCUGUAUUUAAACAGCUUCAAAAGGAUUGUUCACUAGCUAACCACAAAUUGAAAGUUUUAUAUCACAACAAAACUUACUGCUGUCCAGUCCCAUGUUAUGAUAUUUCAUUUGAAUACAGAUCUGCAUUUGUCGUCUGAUGGUUGCAGUGAUUUCCAGUUGUCUCUCAAGUCUGAGAUCCCCAUGAUGAAUUAUUUUAUUUUAGAUUAUCUUCAUAAGAUCUGUAUAGACAGCGGGACUCACUGGAAAUAAAUGCAUUGUUUUUGUUUACAUCAGUCAAACACUCUCUAAUAUAAGUUCUCAUUUUGUUAUAACGCUGCAUUCAAUAUGAAAUGGGCAGUAAAAUGUGUCUGCAUCUCAAAACUGUGCACAGUUAGAAUGUGUUUUUGUGUGCUUUGCCUUUUUUAGUUUUGCAAUUUCCUAGAUAGGAAGAGUAACAAUAGCAGAUGUCAGCAUUUGACUCUCGUUGUUCUUUCCAAAGGGCCAUCUGUACAACAGAUAUAUAUACUGUAUAUAUCUACUUUCCCCCAGCUCUUUGAACAAUAAAUCUGUAUUUAAUCAA